Molecule: messenger RNA, 3822 nt
Organism: Xiphias gladius (swordfish)
Lineage: Eukaryota; Metazoa; Chordata; Actinopteri; Istiophoriformes; Xiphiidae
Gene: asap1a
Product: ArfGAP with SH3 domain, ankyrin repeat and PH domain 1a
Exons: 27
Coding region: 217-3759 (1180 amino acids)
Biological process (GO): positive regulation of GTPase activity
Cellular component (GO): cytoplasm
Molecular function (GO): protein binding; GTPase activator activity
Source: RefSeq, a predicted model, not a curated record
CUCGGUGUGUGACUUGACGGCAGGUGGGGGGGGAUGAAUCAUCAGGAGGAGACAGGCUGAUGAGACGCUCAGAGGACAUCUGAUCUGAUCUGAGACCGGCCGCUGUCAAACAUCUGCAGACUCACGGCAGCUGGUCCCUGGACGGACUGCGGGUCCCUCGUCCCGCCCUGGUUUUUUCCCCGUUUCUUGCUAUUUUUCGGGCGGUUUGUGGCGUGAAUGAUGCCGGACCAGAUCUCAGUGUGUGAGUUCCUGUCGGAGACCACCGAGGACUACAACUCCCCUACCACGUCCAGCUUCACCACCCGGCUGCAGAGCUGCAGGAACACCGCCAGCAUCCUGGAGGAGGCUCUGGAUCAGGACCGCUCGUCUCUGCAGAAGGUGAAGAAGUCGGUGAAAUCCAUCUAUAGCUCAGGACAAGAGCAUGCCGGGAACCAGGAGAGCUUCAGUCAGGCUCUGGAGAGACUGGGAGGAAACAACUCUGAACUAGGAACCGCCUUCGUUAAGUUCUCCUGCCUCAUUAAAGAACUUGCUGCUCUGCUCAAGAAUCUGCUGCAGAGUUUGAGCCAUAAUGUCGUCUUCACUCUGGAUUCUUUGUUAAAAGGAGAUCUGAAAGGAGUUAAAGGGGAUCUGAAGAAACCUUUUGAUAAAGCUUGGAAGGACUAUGAGACCAAGUUCACAAAGAUCGAGAAGGAGAAGAGAGAACACGCCAAACAACAUGGGAUGAUCCGGACUGAAAUCACCGGAGCUGAAAUCGCUGAAGAGAUGGAGAAAGAGAGGAGGCUGUUUCAGCUGCAGAUGUGUGAGUAUCUGAUCAAAGUCAAUGAGAUUAAAACCAAGAAGGGAGUUGACCUGCUGCAGAACCUCAUCAAGUAUUACCAUGCUCAGUGCAACUUUUUUCAGGACGGUUUGAAAACAGCCGACAAACUGAAGCAGUACAUUGAGAAACUGGCGGCUGACCUGUACAAUAUCAAACAGAGUCAGGAUGAGGAGAAGAAACAGCUGACGGCUCUCAGAGAUCUCAUCAAGAACUCCUUGCAGCUGGACCAGAGGGAGGAUUCCCAGAGUAAACAGAGUGGGUACAGUAUGCAUCAGCUACAGGGAAACAAGGAGUUUGGCAGUGAGAAGAAAGGAUACCUGCUGAAGAAGAGUGACGGGCUGAGGAAGGUCUGGCAACGGAGGAAAUGUUCAGUGAAGAGCGGCGUCCUCACCAUCUCUCAUGCAACAUCCAACAGACAGCCAGUCAGACUGAACUUGCUCACCUGUCAGGUGAAACCCAGCACAGAGGACAAGAAAUGCUUUGACCUCAUCUCCCAUAAUCGGACAUAUCACUUCCAGGCUGAAGACGAACAGGAGUUUGUCAGCUGGGUGUCUGUGCUGACGAACAGUAAGGAGGAGGCCCUGAACUUAGCGUUCCAGGGCGGAGGUCAGAGUUCAGGUGUGGAAGAAGAGGAGGAGCUCACCAAGAGCAUCAUCGACGAGGUGUUGCGUUCGCCAGGCAACGACACCUGCUGCGACUGUGGAGCUGCAGAUCCUCGCUGGCUCUCCACAAACCUGGGUGUUCUGACCUGCAUCGAGUGUUCAGGGAUCCACAGAGAGAUGGGAGUCCACGUGUCCAGGAUCCAGAGUCUUGAACUGGACAAACUUGGAACCUCCGAGCUGCUGCUUGCUAGGAAUGUUGGGAACUGUAGUUUUAAUGAGAUCAUGGAGGCCAGCCUAACGUCUCCGUCUCUGAAGCCGACAGCCUCCAGCGAUAUGACGGCGAGGAAGGAGUUCAUUAACGCUAAGUACAUUGACCGCAAGUUCGUCAGGCGCACCGUCUCCACGGCAACCAGCAAGCUGGAUGAGCUGUAUGAAGCUGUGCGAUCCCGAGACCUGCUAUCAAUCAUCCAGCUGUACGCUGAGGGGGUGGAGCUGCUGCAGCCUCUUCCUGAACCUGGCACGGAGGCAGGAGAGACUACGUUACAUUACUGUGUUCGCACAGCUGAUCACGCCUCCCUCCACCUGGUCGACUUCCUGGUCCAGAACAGUGGUCACCUGGACGGACAGACAGACGGAGGAAACACAGCUCUGCACUGCUGCUGUCUGUACAAUAAACCACAGUGUGUGAAGCUGCUGCUGAGAGGAAAACCUGACAUCCACAUCACCAAUCAGAGCGGAGAGACAGCGCUGGACAUUGCCCGCAGACUAAAGAACUCCCAGUGUGAAGAACCGUUGGUGGAGGCCGUGUCCGGCAGGUUUAACCCUCAUGUUCAUGUGGAAUACGACUGGAACCUCAGACUGGAUGAACUGGACGAGAGUGAUGACGAACUGGACGAGAAGCCCAGUCCAGUGAAGAAGGAGCGUUCUCUCCGUCCUCAGAGUUUCUGUCCAUCCUCCAGUGUUUCCUCUCAGGAGAAACUCUCUCUGUCAGCCUCCUUCAUUCCUCCUCACAGGGACAAGCAGCGUCUCUCCUACGGAGCAUUUGCCAACCCCAUCUACAGCACCUCCUCUGACACACCUCCUUCCCCUGGACCUGACACCUCAGGACCUUCCCUGGCUGCCAGGAGACAGGGGAAAGGCCCUGCUGCCGGCCCACCCACCUCCCUCCCCCUAACCUCCCAGACCAGUGGAGGAGGAGGGUGCGGGGCUUCAGGAGGAGGAAGCUCCACCUUGAAGAAGAGACCGCCUCCCCCUCCACCUGGGCACAAGCGCACCCUGUCUGACCCCCCCAGCCCCGUCCUGCAGGGACCGGCAGGUAAAGGAAGCGAGAUGAUCCCCCCACCUGGACAUAGGAUGUCACCUGCCAACAAGUUUGAGGGAAUCCAGCAGCAGCAGAGUACGACCUCCAGUAACACCAAAUCCACACUGGGACCUAGAGUUCUGCCCAAACUACCUCAGAAAGUGGCUCUGAGAAAGAUUGACACCGUCCACCUUCCAUCUCUGGACAAACCCAGCCAGACUCCAGACCUCCUCCACAAACCUUUCUCCUCCUCCUCUUCCUCUUCCUCCCCCUCCUCCCAGCCUGACCCCCAGAAGUCCCCUCCCUUCAUCGAUGCCUCCCCUAAACCCCCCCCCACCCCAGUGGAGUCCGCCCAGAGAACCCCAUUGACUGAGAAGCCCAACCUGUCCGACCUCCCCCCGAAACCCGUCCUCAAAGACCUACCCCCCAAACCCCAGAUCACAGACCUCCCCCCCAAACCAACCCUCAGCAACAGGCUUGGCCCUGCCCCUGUUGCUAAAGGGACACAGGGAUCCAAGAUGGUGGCAGAUGCAGCAGAGAUCCAGUCUUCUGUCCAGCAUGGGGAGGGGUCACCUGGAUCCCCAGGUGAAGACAAUAAUGAGUCACCGUCCGGAGCCAUGGAGAUGCCCGUCCCUCUGCCGAGGAAAAUCAACUCUGUGUUAAAGUGUAAAAUCCGGCGGGUGAAAACCAUCUACGACUGUCAGGCAGACAACGACGAUGAACUGACCUUCGCUGAGGGAGAAACCAUCAUCGUCACUGGAGAGGAGGACCAGGAGUGGUGGGUAGGUACCACUCUGCUUCAUCAUCAGCUUCAUCACUGUCACUGCUACUGCCGGAUGUACUCAGCUUCACUGGUAAUGCAAAGGACCCACAGGCAAAGUGAAGGCAAAAAGUACAUACAGUCUAUAUAUACUGUAUAUACUCUGACUUGUCCGUUUCUUAGGACCACUGAGAUAAAACUAAGUCAGUCUCAUCAACAGUCCUGUGAAAAUCCUCCUUCUAAUGUUCAGUUUGUGUUGAAAUUGUUUCAGAGGUGUUGAUUCACCUGUGUGAUCAUUUUGGAGGCUGUAGUUUGUGGUGAGUGUAUACUCUGUAGACAGGAC